This is a messenger RNA of Carcharodon carcharias (great white shark), 1860 nucleotides long. It is a transcript of the gene ap5s1, whose product is annotated as adaptor related protein complex 5 subunit sigma 1. Bases 31 to 639 code for a protein of 202 amino acids. Gene Ontology annotation, biological process: double-strand break repair via homologous recombination; endosomal transport. The transcript has 2 exons. Gene Ontology annotation, cellular component: AP-type membrane coat adaptor complex; late endosome; lysosome. Lineage: Eukaryota; Metazoa; Chordata; Chondrichthyes; Lamniformes; Lamnidae. The record is from RefSeq and is a predicted model, not a curated record.
UAGGCUCUCCCUGCCCCUCCCGUCGCCAUCAUGGUGCGGGGCAUAGUGCUUCUCUCACUCGGCCCCGGGGAGUUAUGCCGCCUUAUUUACUCCCGUACCUUCGCCGCUGAGCGGCUGCAGGGCUCGGGGGAGGAGGAAAGUCCCGCCGAGGCCGAAGUCCGGCAUCAGCGGCAGAGACUCCGCAGCAAAGAGCAACUGGCGGCCGUAGCCAGGCAAGUGAAGUCCUCUUGUAUGCUGGCUCGCCAGACUGCAGACAAACUGCUUCCUGACUUUGGGUCUGUAGUAACUGAGGAAGUUGCUGGUCUUCAGGACUCGGAUUUGGGUGUGUUCCGCCUCCCUGCUGGUGACAUUUUCACAGAGGAAACGACAGUGGUGUGGAUGGCAGUCCUUUCCCUGGGCUUUGCCUUGAUCUGUGACCCCUACGAGAACCUAAUGCUGGCGGAGAACACCCUGAGAUUGAUGGUGAAGUACUUCACGGAGCAUUUGAAGCUGCUGAUUCAAGGCAACGACCUUGUCCUGAAGCCGGACAGAAUUGAGGCGAUUCUGAACACGUUUUUGCCACACGGACAAUUGAUGUUUAUCAACUGUUGCUUUGUUCAGAGUCUGGAGAAAGAACUGAAUGCUUCAAUGUUCAAAUGAUGCCGGCUGCUGUUGUCUCUCCCAUGCCUUCGUUCUCCUGUGAGCUAUUUUUUUCUCUCUGGUUUGCUAUCCCACCCUGCUGAAGGUUUCUGGCCUUUGCUGGUGUGUAAUUCAUCGGGUGGUCAUUCUUUCAGCCUGGAGCGAUGUGGAGGUAAUGUCCAUCACAUCCUGUUGGUGCCCAAUAUCGACAUCUCUGCAUUUUGCAAUCACCAUCACUGUGUAAUGAUCAGAAACCCCAUUUAAAAAAGAAUAAAAACCCCACCGUUCUGUGCUCCAACCUUUGCUGUGGCUGCGAGCGGCUAACUCUGUCUGGGUGGCCCUGUUAGAAGGGGCUGGGAGGCUACGUGCAUUUUACUUUGUAGGCUGUUCGGCAUGUAAAGUGAAGCCCUAAUAGCCAGGUACAGUUUAAAUCAAUGUUUAAAUUCAUUUUUCUCAAGUCAGGCAGCAUGUACUAACACAAAAGCAAAAUACUGCAAAUACUGGAUCUCUGAAAUGGAAACAGAAAAUGCUGCAAACACUGAGCAGGACCAGCAGCAACUGUGAAGAGAGAAAAGAGUGUUGAUGUUUUGAGUCCAUAACGCUGUAAUGCCGCUCUGAAGAAGAGUCACACGGACUCGAAACGUUAACUCUGUUUCUCUCUCCAUAGAUGCUGCCAGACCUGCUGAGUUUUUCCAGCAUCUGCAGUGUUUUGCGUUUACAGAAAGGAUGGGUUGCCUUGGGAUUUGUUUGUCAAAUGGCCAGAACUUGCAAAUUGGGUUGUAUUGGACUCAAGAAUCUUAGUUGGGACAUCCUAGACUUUAACAUGCUUUCUUUACCCAGUUCCCCACUUGGACAGUUGUCCUGAGUGUUUUGUAGCCUGCCACUGGCCAUGCAAAGGGUGUUUAUAAUAGGAGGAUUAUGGUACAGCGCUGAACCAUCAGAGCAGAGGAGAACAAAAGUUCGAUAUUCUUCACAAGCUGCAGGCUCCUGAUCUCUGGGUGGGGUGGGAGAGGCAGGGGCCUGGUCCCUUUCCUGUUGGAGAGGACUGAAAGGGGAUGCUGGAAGCAGAGUGAUGUCUCGCAUCCAUUUAAUCGCCAGCUUAAAGUAGCCUCAGAGCUCUGAGAACUAAUUGGCCAGUGGGUGCACUGCACCUGGGGUGUUAUUGGAAAAGGCAUCAGAAAUAUGUGAUUUCAACAGUGUAAAUUGUGCAAAUCAAUGUAAUAAAAGCAUGGAAUUACUUAA